Molecule: messenger RNA, 1461 nt
Organism: Penicillium olsonii
Lineage: Eukaryota; Fungi; Ascomycota; Eurotiomycetes; Eurotiales; Aspergillaceae
Source: the annotation of a GenBank genome assembly
AUGCCCUCAACCGACUCUUUGUCCGAUCCCCAGGAAUACCAGAAAAUCUUUCACUGGGCCGAAACCCAGAAAGAUGGCACAAUCCCUUCUUUCAACACGCGACGUAAUGAUCCUUAUGAGUCCAUCGGGAACAGCUUCGCCUCUGAAGCAAUCCCUGGCACCAUUCCACAGGGCCAAAAUAGCCCUCGCAAUGUCAGAUUCGGUCUCUAUGCCGAGCAAAUGACUGCUACGGCUUUUGUCGCCCCGCGACACUGCAACAAGAAGGCGUGGCUAUACCGUGCCCGCCCGGCUGUCGCCCACCAGGGUUUCACCGAACUCCCCGACAACAAAGAUACCGAGGCGAAUUUCUUGCCACUCAACCCUCGUAUUCACGUCUCCCCUACCCAACUAGCAUGGCAUCCCUUUGAUAUCCCCGAAACUGGAGAUGUCGACUUUGUAUCGGGGCUGAAGACGAUCGCUGGGUCAGGCGAUCCCACUCUGCGGGAAGGUCUGGCCACGCAUGUCUAUGUUGCCAAUACUAGCAUGAAGAAGAGAGCGUUCGUUAACUCAGACGGCGAGUUCCUCAUCGUUCCCCAGCAGGGUGCUCUUGAUAUCCAGACUGAAUUUGGACCCAUGCUGGUCCAACCCGGUGAGCUCUGUGUUAUCCAGCGUGGAAUUCGCUUCAGUGUAAACUUGCCUGAUGGUCCCUCGCGCGGAUACAUCCUCGAAGUCUGGGGCACACAGUUUGAGCUUCCUGAGCUGGGACCUCUGGGCGCUAAUGGCCUUGCCAAUGCGCGGGACUUUCUAAGUCCGGUGGCUAGGUAUGAGAUUGCCCAAGAGCCAUGGGAGAUUAUCUACAAACUUGGUGGAAAGUUCUUCAAGAGCACGCAAAAUCACAGCCCAUAUGACGUGGUUGCGUGGCAUGGCAACUAUGUCCCCUAUAAAUAUGAUUUGACUAAGUUUGUCAACGUUGGUUCUAUCUCUGUAGACCACAUUGACCCGUCUAUUUUCUGUGUGCUCACGGCGAAGUCUCGCGAUCUCACUGCGCCACUUGCAGACUUCCUAACGUUCUCCCCUCGCUGGGAUGUUGCCUCUCACACAUACCGUCCUCCAUACUACCAUCGAAACGCCGCCUCCGAACUUAUGGGGCUCAUCUACGGGGGCUAUGGGGGCCGAUCAGAUGCCUUCCAGCCUGGCAGUGUGUCGUUUGAAUGUGGCAUGGUCCCACACGGUGUCGCAUACGAAGAGUUCAAAGGAGCAACUGAAAGCGAACCGCCAGCGAUGCAAAUAUCUCAAGCUUCGAUCGCCUUCAUGUUUGAGUCUUGCCGUCCCUUCACGAUUACUGACUAUGCGUGGAAUAGCGAGAAGAGACAUGAACAUGAACCCAAGAUGUGGGACAACUUGGUUGACAAUUUCUCGAAGCAUGCCAAGGAAGUGGAGGAGAUUUUGGCCCGAAAGGCGAAGGGGCUUUCCAUUCACUGA